Messenger RNA from Trichomycterus rosablanca, 6349 nucleotides. RefSeq names its product Rho GTPase activating protein 33 (gene arhgap33). The coding region runs from base 300 to 5945 and encodes 1881 amino acids. Lineage: Eukaryota; Metazoa; Chordata; Actinopteri; Siluriformes; Trichomycteridae. Gene Ontology annotation, biological process: small GTPase-mediated signal transduction. The transcript has 23 exons. The record is from RefSeq and is a predicted model, not a curated record. Gene Ontology annotation, molecular function: protein binding; phosphatidylinositol binding; GTPase activator activity.
AGCGGCUCACAUGGGCGCUGUAACCAUGGAGCAACCGCAGGAGAAUGGACAUUUCUUCACGGAUUUAUUUGAGUUCCUCGUCUGAAUUUCUGCUUCACGCCAGGCUUACAUGACUGCAGGACUGGUUGAGAGAUACUAGCGCUCCUGGAAACACCAUGCUAUAUUAUAAACACUGAACUGACUGGCGGUUCUCCUCAGCGUUCCUCCUCCCUCCGCGUUCCGUUUCAAAUAACGGUCGCUGUGUGUACGGUACGAGUUACUACACCCAAAACCAAAAUGUAUUCAAAUAUGUAAUUUCCAUGUCGUCGACCAACAAAGAAGCAUUCGGAGUGUAUCAGGGACCCUUACUGAGAGCCAAACAGGGUGAAUUGGAUUUGAAAACGGAGGUCCUCAGACCGCAGCUUCCUAACCUGCUUUCAGGAAUGGUGGCACAGAGCACAGAUAACCUGGACAGUUCAGGGGAGUCUGCCACCCACUCGAUUGGCACCACUGCCAAUUUGAAGGGGAAGAUGAGCAAGAGGCUGUCUGUCGGUAAAGGCCACUUCCCAAAGCUUGUUGACUGUGCACACUUUCACUAUGACAAUGUCGACUUCGGUUCCAUUGAGCUUCAGUUUGCUAGUGAUCAGAGCGAUGCUAAUUGGAGCUUGGGCAGUGCCAAAGACCUGGUCUUCCUUGUGCAGGUCUCCUGCCAGGGUAAGAUGUGGAUGGUUCGGCGCACUUAUGAGGAAUUCUGCACCCUGGAUGCUCACCUGCAUCAGUGCAUCUAUGACCGUCGGUACUCUCAGCUCCUGCCCCUGCCAUCGCUCAGUGAGAUCGGAGAAAGAGUGGAGCUGUUUACCCCGAUGCUCUCCGAGUACCUGAGUCGUCUCUCCAUGAUCGUAGACAGUAAACUAAACUGUGGACCUGUGCUUACCUGGAUGGAGAUUGACAAUCAUGGCAAUCGGUUUCUGCUGAAGGAGGAGGCAUCUUUAAAUGUCCCAGCAAUCGCUGCAGCACACGUCGUCAAGCGCUACACGGCCCAAGCCAGUGAUGAGAUCUCCAUUGAGGUCGGUGAUAUUUUGUCUGUGAUUGAUAUGCCACCCAAAGAUGAAACCACCUGGUGGAGAGGAAAGCAUGGCUUUCAGGUUGGCUUUUUUCCUAGCGAGUGUGUAAAGCUGAUUAAUGAGGUGCCUCAGUCUGUCAGCACUUCUUCUGCUAAGAUGGAGUGUGAUUCAGUCAGCUCAAGGCCUGGAGUUCCCAGUGCACCUGGGCCACCUUCUCCCACAUCAGUGUCUAAGAAGCACGGCAAGCUGAUGGGCUUCCUGCGAACCUUCAUGAAGUCUAGACCCAGCAAGCAAAAGCUGAAGCAGAGUGGCAUCCUGAAGGAGCGGGUCUUCGGCUGCGACUUGGGAGAGCAUCUUCUCAACUCUGGCCAAGAUGUUCCCCAGGUCCUAACAAGCUGCUCCGAAUUUAUUGAGCAACAUGGCAUCGUAGACGGCAUCUACAGGCAUUCUGGGAUUUCCUCCAACAUCCAAAAACUCAGGCACGAGUUUGACAGCGAGAAUGUUCCAGACCUGACUAAAGAUGUGUACAUGCAAGACAUUCACUGUGUGGGCUCUUUGUGCAAACUUUACUUCAGAGAGCUGCCCAAUCCUCUCCUCACCUACCAACUCUACGACAAGUUUGCUGAUUGUAUGGGAGAGAUGACUGACGAUGAGCGGAUGGUUAAAGUACACGAUGUUAUCCAGCAGCUUCCCCCUCCUCAUUACAGGACUCUGGAGUAUCUUAUGAGACACCUGGCAUGUCUAGCUACACACAGAGAAGAAACAAACAUGCACAUUAAAAACCUGGCCAUCGUCUGGGCCCCAAACCUGCUCAGGUCUAAAGAGAUCGAGGCAGCUGGACUCAGUGGUGCUGACCCAUUUAAGGAGGUUCGCAUCCAGUCUGUGGUGGUAGAGUUUCUGCUUACCAAUGUGGAGGUGCUGUUCAGUGAUUCUUUCACAUCAGUGGGACGUUUCGGUUCAGCUCGGGAGUCCCUGACCAGGCCUAAAUCCUUUGUGUCCACCAGACUGCUGUCUCUGGAGGAGGCCCAGGCUCGCUCCCAGGCUCCUCUGCUCCUGCAGGGACCUUCUCACCCCCUCCAGGGCCGCUUUCACACUGUGCUGGAACAUCCUGCUCAGAGAAAAAUAGGCCAGAAGAUGCGGAAGGCAACUGGAGGGAGCUGGAAGACCUUCUUUGCUAUCGGGAAGCCGGCAGUUGCAGGCCGCCGCAAGCCCAGCCGGAUUACUUCACUGUUUCAACCCUCCACCUCUCACGCAGGUUGUAGGGUGGACAGUGUUACCCUGAGGUCAGCCAAGAGUGAGGAGUCACUGUCUUCCCAACACAGCGGUGCAGGUCAGGGGAAGCUACAGCGCUUGCGAAGGCCCCGCUCUAGCAGUGAUGGUCUCUCCCUGGCCGCUUCCAUGGACCCUCAGCUCAUACUUCAGCCGACUCCAUCUCAGAUCACACCCAGCCGCUCUUACGACAGCUUGCUUCCUGACCAGGCCCGAGACGGCACAGAAGAGGAUGAUGACGAAGGUGAUGAAGAGGACGUCUACGUGCUGCCUGAUUUCUCUCAGGACUCUGCUUCAUCCUGGAUGGCCGAGGACGUGCCUGACUUUAGCCCUACCUUUCCAGAUGAGGGGCCAAUUGGAAUCGGAAGCAGUUGCGCCGUCGUCCCUGGAGGCAGAGAGUCUCCACCUCCAGCCACGCCUCCUCCCUACCGUCGCCAAGGCCACGCCCGUUCUGGAAGUCAGCGCUCGAUUACGGAAGACCCGGACUCAGUACUCAACCAGUCAGAGGUUGCAGCACGCAGGAGUCUCAUUCUAGCAGCAGCCGCCCCAGUGCAGCAGGUGUUGUGUCAGCACAGACCUCAAGCUGCUAAUAACCCAACCUCCAGCAGCAAUCAGCCUGCAGAGUCAAGCGUUAGUCCCUCCCACAACCAGCCGCCUGCUCCUGCAGUCUCUGCUCCCUCUGCUCAGCCUCCACAGGAAAGGCGCUCAUUCACCAAAAAAGUGGUACACGCCCUUUCACCUAAAGCACCAAAGUCGCCUCCACUGGACAUAUCUGACCCCAUAGCCAUCAGCGUACCUGCCAAGGUGCUGGAAAUGAUUGGUGGACGAGCUGGUGAAUUGCAGCCAGGGACUCCUGGUGGUGGACCUGCCCAACCACCCCAAAUGAUAUCCAUGCUACUGAGAUCUUGUGAUUUCCAGCUCACAGAGAGCUGCCAACAGGAGCUGAACAGCAAACUGGGACCCGAAGGCAAGAUCAGAGGCCCAAGCAUUAUUGGUCCCAGUGGUGCUCCACUGCCAUCCCAGAAGCCUCCUCCUCCCCCCCCUAAAAACCCAGCACGUCUUAUGGCCCUGGCACUUACUGAGAGUGCUAACAAAGCUCUUCGGCAGGGUGCAUCUCCUCCCUACCGCCCCCGGCAAAGUCCACCUAACUCGGGCGCCCAUUUCCAGCGAUCCUUAUCUGCAGACGCAGGGGCUUUGCUGUCCUCAGAUGCUGAGCCGCUCUACUCCACUGUGCGCCCCCUGUCAGUGUGGAAGACCGAAGGCGAGGGUGAGGCUAGCGCUGCUGGAAAGCCUACAGAUGCAGCACAGGAGCAGGAGCCAAGAUCACCUCCAGGCCAGGACACUGGUACGCUCUCCUCCGACACAUCAGCUUCUGAUUCUGGAACAUCUAACACUGAAUUGUCUGCCAGCAGCUCAUCAGGGGAGCAAAUCCAGAGCCCUAUUUACAAAAACAAGGAAACACUUUCUCCGCCCCCAAAACAGCCCCCAAAACCCAACCCAUUAUCCAACAGUGAAGUUCCCCCACAGAGAAAGCCCCCAGCCUAUGGCCGCCAGUUCUCAGCUCCACACCUUCAGCAACAGAAGCCAGCCUCUCAGUCCAUGUCUUCUAACCAAGCUCACUGCCAGCUCCUGCACUCGAGGUCAGAGAGUUCCCCCUUGGCACAGGUACAGGCUUUCCAGCCCACACACCCAAACAUGCCCCCAAAGCUGGUGGAUCUCCCACAGCAAAAGGCUCCACUCUCCAAGCCUGACCGACAUGACUUAAUGCGCCGCUCCUUGGACGCUGGCCGUAUUCGACGCAUGGUGGGGCCUUCUCAUGUCAACACUCCACUUUCAAGGGCUUAUUCUGAACGCAUUAGCAGCACAUCAGAUGCUUUGUCUCGCUUUCAUGCAGCUAGAAUAGCCAGUCAGGCCACACAGGCUGUACAACAGCAGGUCCAAGUUCAACCGGCAUUCUCAUCUUCUGAUGACCCCUCCAAUAUGGAGAACUUAUACUAUGAGAUCACUAUCCCUGAACACCCACCUAGCUACCUCCAGCAUAGCUACCAGAACAUGAGGCCUGAUCUGGAUGGCCACUUAAGGCUUUUGGACCCAGCCAAUCAUAGACCUCAGUACAGGGGCCAUCCUCCACCCUAUUCACAUGUACAAGGAUCCACUAAGGCUUCUCAGCUUUGGUCUUCUGAGGCCCCUCGUGCUUGGGCAGGAGCUCACUCUCACUCUUUUUCUCAUUCUCGUUCUCACCAUCACCCUCGUAACGAUCCGCCGGGCCCCCGUGGCCAUCCUCGGCUGCAGCGUCAGACCUCCUCUUCAGUCAGGCUGACACACAGUGAACUGCACCCAAUCCCUGCUGCCACUGGAUCAAGCUCGUCUGUGGGGUUGGUGCCCUUGUCUGUUCACCAGCGAAGCCACCACUACCCCCUACGCUCACCUUCUUCCAACAUUUCUGCCUCCCAGCUUCACCCUUACUUUGAAAAUGGGAAGGUGUGUUAUCGGCAAGGUUUUGGGCAGGAGGAGGUGCCACCGAGCCAUUAUCAACCUCCUCUGUCAAAGUCGCCGCAGGCCUCACCAAUAGAAACACAGAAAACAACUUCUAAAGAUGAACCAAUCUAUGUGAACUACCCCUUCAUUAGACCUCAAGUAAUGAAUGCCAAGACUUGGCUGACAACAGAUCUGGAUGGAGAUGUCCAACAGGUUCCAGAACCUCUUACACCCCCUCCUGAGCUUUCUACGGUAGAUGAGCAGUCUUCAAAUCAAGCUCUUGAUCAUGAGGGUCCCACAACUCAUUUUAAAAGCUUAGUACAAAAUGAUAGUACCUCAGAUUCAAGAGCACUGGAGAUGCCCACACCAUCUGCACACUUCCGCAGCCACUCAGACCCUCAAAGUUCUAGCUCAGAUCCUAGCCAGGCAUUGACCGCGAAGGACAUUGCUUCGCUGUUGAUCGAGAAGCUAGCAGAGGAUGAAAAAGAAGGCCAGGGUGUGGCCACAUUGUCUAGUCCAUUUUCCUCGCCUCAUGUUGAGUAUCCCCCUAACCCUUACCCCAGCCAACAGCAGCAACGCCCACCUCCCGCCUACAACAUAUACAACCAAGGAGCCUCUCAUGGUCAUUUCAAAGGCCAGGGUUUGCCACAGGAAGCCUCAGAAGCUUUCCAGCGACAGGAUCCCAUGCGUCGUUCAUCCAGUGCUCAAUACAGACAAGCUUUUGACGUCAUGCCAAGUGGUAGCCAAGUCCUAAAGUUCCACCGAAGCCAAGAUUUAAUCCCAACUUCCCAAGCAGAAAGUACAGCUUCUAACCCCUACGCCCAAAGACCUCACUGUCAGGAUCCAACUCCAAGUUCCCAGACACACUCAGACACACCUCCUUCAUCUACAACAUCCUUGAUGGCCUUCUCAAAUUUAGCAUUUAACGCACCAAGAGGAUAUACCCAAACAGCAGUAUCUCCACAUAACCAGUACCCAUACCAGACAGGUCCCGUGCUUCCUCCAUAUCCCAAUGCACCACGGAGGGAUGUGAUUAUGGAUCCUGCUCUUCGACCUCCAAGUCUUCACAACCAGAGUGACUUGAAUCGCCAGGGCAGUCUGUCAGGACCCAACUGGACCAUUCACACUGAGGGCCAAACCCGCAGUUAUUGUUAAAGCACAAACGAAUAGCAAGGGUUAUAAUGACUCAGACUGAGGGUGGGAGAAAUGUUAUAUCCCCACUGCUGUUCAUUACUGGACCUUGAAAGUAAAGAAAGGAAAGAUGGACAGGAAGGGUCUGGCAUGAAGGUAAAGAGAAUCAAAGAUGUGAACCAUAAAGUGGCUUAGAUAAUGCAAACAUUCCAGAAGACACUGUGUUGUCCAGCAGAGGGCGUUAGAGAGUUGUAUGGCUGCUGUCCUCUGAAGGGAGUAUCAGGUAUAUGCAUAGUGGUGUUUAUCUUCUUAAGGUACUUUUUUCAGUUGAAGUUACUUUAAGAGUACUUUCAGUUAAAUAAAAAAGAGCUGUACAGAGAAAUAAGCUUAGUAUUUUUUUUCUUUUUUAUUAGUUCACGUUAAUCUUA